Messenger RNA from Pyrus x bretschneideri (Chinese white pear), 1386 nucleotides. Its product is annotated as bifunctional nuclease 2. Lineage: Eukaryota; Viridiplantae; Streptophyta; Magnoliopsida; Rosales; Rosaceae. Gene Ontology annotation, cellular component: VCB complex; nucleus. Gene Ontology annotation, molecular function: nuclease activity. Gene Ontology annotation, biological process: protein ubiquitination. The transcript has 9 exons. The record is from RefSeq and is a predicted model, not a curated record. The coding region runs from base 16 to 1035 and encodes 339 amino acids.
UUUUUGUUUGGUACAAUGCUUGGAGCCGGAGCUCAAUGCCGCGGCCCGGAUCGCUUAGCUGCCAUCCGUCCGAUUCCAAACACUUCUUCUUCUUCCUCCUCCUCUUCGCGCCACUUGGUCUGCACGGUUCGGUUAGGGUUUAACAGAUCACCAAAACGGUGCAAUUCGCUCAAAUCGCUCCGCAUUGCCUGCUGCAACUCUUCCUCUCCCUCCAGAUCCAGCAAAGCCGACGAUCAUCACGAUUUCGACUACAUCCAAGCUUCCCUCCUCCUCUCAGAAACUAUAUCUCACUACCGUAUGCAAAGGCGAGGUUUUCAAGAAGAAACGAAAUGGCAGUCAUCUGGUAAAAUGCGUCCCUUUCCCGUCCGAGCCAGCCGACAACAUAAUUUUUUCGAUACAUUAGGCCGAAACUUUGUCCAUCGUUUCCAAAGUCCGACGAUUUUUCUGAAGAUUUCUUGUGAUGGAGACUUUUUGCUUCCAAUUGUUGUAGGCGAAUUCGCGAUCGAAAAUCUCAUAGACGGCCAAUGGGGAGAUGAGAAUGGGGACCCCCCGGAUCAAUUUCACUUUAUGAGAAAUCUCGUUGACAAACUCGGCUAUCAAGUGAAUAUGGUGAGAAUUACGGAAAGAGUGCGGAAUAAUUACUUUGCCAGAUUGUACUUUAGCAAGCCAGGGGAAAAUGGCUUUCUUAGUGUUGAUGCACGCCCAUCAGACGCCAUAAAUUUCGCACAUAGAUGCAAGGUGUCUAUCUCUUGUCUUCCUCAACACAAAUGCUCAUACUUUGCACCCAUAUAUGUAAACAAACAGAUUGUCUUAACAGAUGCAGUGAGGUUCAGUUAUGGGAUGGGCGGAGGGCGCGUGACAAAGUCUUGUUAUGAUGUAUCUCUUGACAGUGCUAUAGAGGGCCCAGAUUCUUUAAUUCAAGAACUUGGUUUGGUCAAGAAUAUCAAUCUAGCUAUCAAAGAGGAAAGAUAUAAAGAUGCAGCCAUAUGGAGAGACGAACUAUUCAAGCUUCGCAAGUCAAUUCAAGGGCCUUGAUCACUAUAUAAGGUUAUUCUGCUCUAAUGAGUCGUUUCUUCAACGAAUAUGCCUUCUAGACCUCUGGCAUAGCUUUUCAUUGUGAAGAUUAUGGUGCAAGGAAGACCUUUACGAGUUAUUGGAUAACGAGGGAACUUCUAUAAUAUUUAAUGUACAGCCGCCUUAGAAAAUUUCCCCAAAUAUGUAAAUAUUAAUCGUGUAUCGAGUUCCCUAAAGACGGUCGGUAAAUCUUACCAAACUGUCUGUAAAUCUACUGUCAAUAACUUUUGGAGAUGCAUAUCCGUAACUCUACUGUCUGUAAAUCUUACCAAACUGUUGUAUGAAAAGAAGGAUCAAUAGUGUUUGCCCAAA